UCGCUUAAAGUUGCUGAAUUGAAUUCUAGUCUUUCAGUUAAUUCGAAUUGAAUGAUUGUAUGUCCAAAGUGUGCUUUGGAUUAACCUCUACGACAGGUUUACUGGAAUGAAUUUAUCAUGUCUAAGAAUUCGACCAUUUUGUCGGCAUAUGAGAAAGUCGUCGUGAUCAUCGUAAAUGGAAAGUUGAAUCUUAUUGUCAAAAAAUGUGUAUUAAUCACUUUUGAGAUUGAUGAUUAUUUCCUCUUUCGAAUUCUACGUAUGGUUCACGUGGCUGACGUGACUGGCGUGUCUGACGUGGUUCAUGUUCCGGAUGGAAAAUCGAUUUAUGGGAAUGAAGUCUCACAUUUUUCCUACUUCAGGGUUUCGCCUGUUAUACUGAUGAACAACAUGCGUGACUUCUAUGACAAUUGA
Molecule: messenger RNA, 411 nt
Organism: Clunio marinus
Lineage: Eukaryota; Metazoa; Arthropoda; Insecta; Diptera; Chironomidae
Source: the annotation of a GenBank genome assembly